Chanos chanos (milkfish) is the source of this 2248-nucleotide messenger RNA. It is a transcript of the gene vps26b, whose product is annotated as VPS26, retromer complex component B. The coding region runs from base 452 to 1444 and encodes 330 amino acids. The transcript has 6 exons. The record is from RefSeq and is a predicted model, not a curated record. Lineage: Eukaryota; Metazoa; Chordata; Actinopteri; Gonorynchiformes; Chanidae. Gene Ontology annotation, biological process: intracellular protein transport.
GGCAGCUAGUACAGUUGCUACUUUAAAGGGAGAGUUUACUCAAGAAGUUUUUUUAAUCAAGUGUCCAGUUUCAGGUUUUAGGGUACGAAAAAGUCGUAAGGUUAUACCGAAAGUAACUAACGGAACUCAUCUCCUUUCGGCAACAGGUGGCGAAGUACUUAUUCCAGUAAACUUCUGUAUAAGUGCAGUGAGACAACGUUAGCUAGCGAAGAAAGAUAACGUUAGUUGUAAUUGAUCCGUUUUAGCUGAAUUUUUGCUGGUACAGAGUUUAUUCUGCAGUAAGCUUGUUAGUUGCCGAUAAAUGUAGGUAGAUCUGUUCCCCAAAACUGUCAUAUUGUCUCCUGCUGUGCAUGCGCAGAUUUAUAAAGGUACCACUAAGCAGUGGACCUCAAUCAAAUUAGCAAGCUAGCUUCUAAGAUUUGAUCGAGCAAAUUAGCCGCAAGUUUUAGUGAUGAGUUUUUUCGGCUUUGGACAAAGUGCAGAAAUCGACAUUGUUCUUAAUGAUGCCGAGACACGGAAGAAAGCGGAGCACAAAACAGAAGAUGGCAAAAAAGACAAAUAUUUCCUCUUUUAUGAUGGCGAAACUGUCAGCGGGAAAGUAAACGUCACAUUGAAAAAUCCGGGGAAAAGACUUGAACAUUACGGGAUUAAAAUCGAAUUCAUCGGACAGAUCGAGCUGUACUAUGACAGGGGAAACCACCAUGAAUUUGUGUCCCUCGUGAAGGAUCUUGCGCGACCUGGUGAGCUGUCACAGUCCCAGACAUUCGACUUCGAAUUCACGCAUGUGGAGAAGCCUUAUGAGUCUUACACAGGCCAGAAUGUUAAACUAAGAUACUUUCUCCGUGCCACAAUCAGUCGACGGCUGAAUGACAUUAGCAAAGAAAUGGAUAUUGUUGUGCACACACUUUGUACAUACCCAGAGCUUAACUCCUCUAUCAAGAUGGAAGUGGGAAUUGAAGACUGCCUCCAUAUUGAGUUUGAGUAUAACAAAUCCAAAUACCACCUGAGGGAUGUUAUCGUAGGAAAAAUUUACUUCCUGCUUGUGAGAAUAAAAAUUAAGCACAUGGAAAUUGACAUCAUAAAACGAGAAACAACCGGCACCGGACCCAGUGUGUACCACGAAAACGACACCAUUGCCAAAUAUGAAAUCAUGGAUGGGGCACCAGUGAGAGGAGAGUCGAUUCCCAUUAGACUAUUCCUAGCUGGCUAUGAGCUGACUCCCACCAUGAGGGACAUCAAUAAGAAGUUCUCAGUGCGUUACUACCUUAACCUAGUGCUGAUCGAUGAGGAGGAGCGACGCUACUUCAAACAACAGGAAAUUAUUCUUUGGAGGAAAGGGGACAUUGUUAGGAGAAGCAUGUCUCAGCAGGCCGCCAUUGCUUCUCAGAGAUUUGUGGGAAGUUCAGAAACUGCUGCUGUACAAGCCAAAGAGGAGAGUAAAUAAGAGUUCUUUCUUUUUGUUUGUUUUUAUUAAGACAUGCCUACCAGCUCGAAUGAUUUUUUUCGUCACUGUCAGGAUAGCCUUUUUAUACCACAGCUGUGAAAGGGACAGGAAGGGAUGGGGAGACAUUUUAUGCUAGGUGAGAAACGUUAAGAGCCAGAAUGAGGAAUGAGGAUAUUCAUGACCUCAUCAAUAUAAGUCAAAUGUAUAUUAGUUAUUCAGAGUUGGGUUUUUUUUUCUUUUAUCCUUUAAGUGUGCGUGAGCUUCUCUAACUACAGUCUAAAGUAUCCUUUUAAUUUGUGUCUUCAUGUCCGGCCAAAAUAAGAGAAGCCUGAAAAAGCAAAGCUGUUGACCGUAAAUGGGUGUUUGCUACGUCAGAUGUAAUCGUUCAGUUGGUGAUUCCACACGAUACGUAUGAGUUUUAUUUCAAACAGAAUCACGUAGGACUGUACUGAUCAUUAGAUCAUGAAUGCAUUCCUGAGCUUUUUUUUUUAAAAAAAAACAACAAAAAAAAACGAGAUCAGUUAAGCGAAAAUAUUUUUGCACUGAUAAAUAUGAUUUACCCUAGUGAUAAAUUUCUAUUCUAUGAAUGUGAGUAUAUGAAGUUGGCACUGGAUUGGGGGUGUAAGAAGUAUGCUUUUUUUUAUUAUUAUUCAUGUAUUUUUCUUCUUGUGGUUGGGUAAUAGUGUUCUGCGCAGUAUUACUCUUGAAAUUCUGGCUUCUAAAGUGUAGUAAAUGAAGGACUACACAGAAAUGUACAUACUAUAUACAAAAAGGGAAUAAAUCAUAAAGCUACUAUUUCAAUAA